GAGGCCUCGUGAGGCGGCGGAGGCGGAGGCGGAGGAGGAGCCGGGCCCGCUAGGCCGAGCCGGGCCCAAUCGCGGGCCAGGCAGGGAGCCUGCGCCCCUCGCCCGCCGCUCCUCUGUCCGCGGGAGGAGGAGGAGACGCCGUUGCCGCCGCCGCCGCCCGCCUCCUCAGCCGCCAGUCCCCGCCGGCCCGUCAGCGAGGAAGCGCCUGUCCAGCCUCCCAGCCGCCCUGCUCGGUCUCCUCAGGCGCCACCAUGUGCGGCAUCUUUGCUUACCUGAACUACCAUGUUCCCCGGACAAGACGGGAGAUCCUGGAGACCCUCAUCAAAGGGCUUCAGCGACUGGAGUACAGAGGAUAUGACUCUGCUGGAGUUGGAAUUGAUGGAGGCAAUGAUAAAGACUGGGAGGCCAAUGCUGGCAAAAUUGCACUCAUCAAAAAGAAGGGGAAAGUGAAGGCUUUGGAUGAAGAAGUGAACAAACAACAGGAUAUGGACCUGGACAUUGAGUUUGAUGUGCAUCUUGGAAUUGCCCAUACCAGAUGGGCCACCCACGGCGAGCCCAGUCCUGUCAACAGCCACCCACAGCGAUCCGAUAAAAACAAUGAAUUUAUUGUUAUCCACAAUGGCAUUAUUACAAACUACAAAGACCUGAAGAAAUUUUUGGAAAGCAAAGGUUAUGAAUUUGAGUCCGAGACUGAUACUGAGACAAUUGCUAAACUUGUCAAGUACAUGUAUGACAACCGUGAAAGUGACGAUAUCAGCUACACCACAUUGGUAGAAAGGGUCAUCCAACAGCUGGAAGGUGCAUUUGCCCUUGUAUUCAAGAGUGUUCACUAUCCUGGUCAAGCAGUUGGAACCAGGAGAGGAAGCCCCCUGCUCAUUGGAGUGCGGAGUGAGCACAAGCUUUCUACUGACCACAUUCCAAUACUGUACAGAACAGGCAAAGACAAGAAGGGGAGUUGCAGCCUUUCCCGGGUGGACAGCACCACCUGCCUCUUUCCUGUCGAGGAGAAAGCGGUGGAGUACUACUUUGCAUCGGAUGCGAGUGCAGUUAUUGAGCACACCAACCGAGUGAUUUUUCUGGAGGAUGAUGAUGUGGCAGCUGUUGUGGACGGCCGUCUCUCCAUCCAUCGAGUCAAGCGCACAGCGGCUGAUCAUCCUAGUCGCGCUGUCCAGACCCUACAAAUGGAGCUCCAGCAAAUCAUGAAGGGUAACUUCAGUUCAUUCAUGCAAAAGGAAAUUUUUGAACAACCAGAAUCUGUUGUCAACACCAUGAGAGGAAGAGUCAACUUUGAUGACUACACCGUGAAUCUUGGGGGUUUGAAAGAUCAUAUCAAGGAGAUCCAAAGGUGUCGGCGUCUCAUUCUAAUUGCUUGCGGAACAAGCUACCACGCUGGAGUUGCAACACGCCAAGUUCUGGAAGAGUUGACUGAAUUGCCUGUCAUGGUAGAACUUGCCAGUGACUUUCUGGACAGGAACACUCCCGUCUUCAGAGAUGAUGUCUGCUUCUUCAUCAGCCAGUCAGAAGUAAUGAGUUCGGCAUGCUUAGAACCAGACAUGUGCAAGUUAUCCGGGGCAAAAUGUGAGACAGCAGACACCCUGAUGGCCCUACGCUACUGCAAGGAGAGAGGAGCCCUGACUGUAGGAAUCACAAAUACUGUGGGGAGCUCCAUAUCUCGCGAGACAGACUGUGGGGUUCACAUCAAUGCUGGGCCAGAGAUUGGGGUUGCCAGCACAAAGGCCUACACAAGCCAAUUUGUGUCGCUAGUGAUGUUUGCGCUCAUGAUGUGCGACGACAGGAUUUCCAUGCAAGAAAGACGGAAAGAAAUCAUGCGAGGCCUCAAGUUAUUGCCAGACUUGAUCAAAGAAGUCCUGAGCAUGGAUGAUGAAAUCCAGAAACUGGCCACAGAGCUUUACCACCAGAAGUCAGUCCUCAUUAUGGGCCGUGGUUAUCAUUAUGCGGCAUGCCUGGAGGGCGCUCUGAAAAUAAAAGAAAUCACCUACAUGCAUUCGGAAGGCAUUCUGGCUGGGGAGCUGAAGCAUGGGCCCCUUGCCUUGGUCGAUAAACUGAUGCCUGUCAUCAUGAUCAUCAUGAGGGACAGCACAUACACCAAGUGCCAGAACGCCCUGCAGCAAGUCAUUGCCCGGCAGGGUCGGCCUGUUGUGAUUUGCGAUAAGGAAGAUAUUGAGACCAUCAAAAACAACAAGCGAACCAUCAAAGUCCCCCACUCUGUGGACUGUCUGCAGGGGAUCUUGAGCGUCAUCCCUUUACAGCUCCUGGCUUUUCAUCUUGCGGUACUCAGAGGCUAUGAUGUUGACUUUCCAAGAAAUCUGGCCAAAUCUGUUACGGUUGAGUAGCGUACUCUGUCAUUAAUGCUUUGGCAGAUGUCAGCAAGAGACACUCUCUUUUGGUACUGGGACACAUUGAUUUUAAAAGUCCUUCCUUGAUCAAAUCUUAAUCCCCUGUUCAAGAGUCUUUAUAAUUCUGUUGCAUUUGUGACUGUUAAACGUUGAAUCCACAGGCUAUGCCAGCAACAUUGUUAAAUGAUGAUCAUUUCAAGGUAGUUUGUUCUCUUUAAAAAGUCAUAAUCCUCCUUUGUUGUCUAGCUGGAUUGUUUCAGGCCUCCAUAGUGCUGAAUUGCAUAAUUGUCUAAGUAUCUAUAAGACAUGCAGGCUCGUAAGAUCUUUCCAAGAAUGGAAAUGGGAAAUGAGAAGGUGGUUCUGGAAAUUGUAAGAACAGAGUGAGAAGCUAGGGCUGUGCUCUGCCACAGGAAACCAACUUUUCCCAUCCUGCAAGGAUGUUCACUGUCAUCAGAACUCACUGUUUUGAAGGGGCCUGUUUCAUAAUGGAUUUCUGCACCUCUCCAUGCAAUAAAGAUGGGAGUAGUUGGCCAGAGGAGGAAGGACCCUCACAUUUGGCGCUUGGCCCCUGGCCCUUUCAACCAGUUCAGUUUUGUGUGGACCCACCAUUCCUUGUCUGCACAAGCCCCACUCUUUCAUCCUCUUGAAAAUGCUGUAAGAGGAAAGAGCCCUGGUUGGUUGUUCCUGUAGAGUGUAGAUUGAGGUGGAGGCCUCUUUGUGCGUUCAUUUUUCUUAAUGGUGCAAAGUCACCAUAAGGUGGGUCACUUCCCCUUGCCUCUUUCACAACAUAGUAAAGACAUCCCUCACCAUAUAAGGAAUGCAGUCAGAAGAGAGAACUGCACCCCAUUUUUACCUCCUGGAGGAUGAAAAGUUGGGCGACCCUUGGGUGAGAGAAGACACAACUGAGGUCUGUACCGGUUCCCACUAAUGUUAUUCCCAGCAUCUUCUCUGAAGAAUCAGAGCAGUGGCAUAAAGUCCAUUUUAUUUGGAGGACAGCUCUUCAAUUAAUGAUCCCAAAUCUAUUAAUGUGAACAUGUCCCACAUAAACAUGUGGAGGCCAAGCUGCUAUUUUCUAGAGGUUAGGGGGCAGAUGGUGAAACUAGGGCUGAACUGAAGUGGGGGAGGGAAGGUGGUGUGAACAUGCUCUGUGUGAAAGCCUUUGCCCGCUGCAAAAACCAGCCACCCCUUGGCACUUUGAGAGGCGUCUGUGAAUAGGAGCAAAAAGUGUUUGUCAUUUUGUAAAAGCAAAUGCAUCCUUUGUUGCCGUCCGCCUAGGCCAAUUUGACCUAUUUUUUAGCACCGAGUUAUUAAUGAUAAUUGUUGGCAAUGAAUCCAGCAGACUGCAGAACAGGAAGAUGGAGGUGGAAUUUUACUCCACUUGAGUUAACAAUGCAGAGAUGUCUUCCUUCUCUCUUCUCUAGCUCUGCAUGAAAAAUCCUUUGAGAAAUGAAGCAGCCAUGUGCUCUGCCUAGUAUUAAGUUGACGUUUGUGAUGAAGGUAGUGAGAAGGGGCGUAAGAGAACAUGCAAUACAAUAUGAAGACCAAAGAUGAGCUUCAAUGCCAGACUGGUGUACUAGGGCUGAACAGGUUUGGAAACCACUGAUGGAGCAAACAUAGAUGGCAAAAAUCCAAGUUAUCUGAAUGAGCAGCCUCCCAGUUCCCUUGUCCUUAGGUGAUGGGACAGAGAUGGUACCAGAGGGCUGUGAAUAAGCUUCCUUGCUGAGGCUGCUUUCAAGGGCAGAAGAACUGUGGAAUGUACAAAAGCUAAGAAAUAUGGCAAAUAAGCCAAUUCGUGGAGCUCAGUAGAACACCAGCUUCUCUGCAUCCCCUUUUAUCAGUUAAGAAAUAAAUGUCCUAAUAGAGAGGAUUUAGGGAUGCUAUGAUGUGGGGGUCUUCUUGGGCCAGCAGUUGUGUGACCCUCUUGCCCUGCCUGAUAUAAGGACAAUGGGAUGAGGCACACGGUGUGUCUUGAGUAUUCAGAAAGCCUUGCACCCUGAUGCUCAGCUUCUCUUGUGCUCACCAUAAAAAUAUUACCUGCCAUUCAGUUAAAGGUUUAAAAUGGCCCAAUGUUGAAUGUUGUAGAGUUGUGAAGUAUUGUGUUAAACAAAAGUCCUUACCUUGCCAGUGGUUAUGCAAUGUCGGGAGGGGGGGCGGUUUUCUUUCAUCUCAGUGGAUAUGUGUCUGAACUGCCUGUCAUGCAGUGUAAAGGGAAAGGCAGGGUUGGAGGAAGAGGUUUCACUCCACUUGUGACUUGGGCUACUUUACAUAGAUGUAGAGCACCAGCGUGCAGGUCUUACAGUACAAGUUCUAACUGAUGUGGGAAGGUCUGCGCUCUCUUCCUGUGCAAGUUUCCAUGUGGGAUUCCCCCUCAUUUUGAACACCACGGUUCCAGAUGUCUGCAAGCCUUUUAACAACCAAGUGAGCUCAUGUAACUCAACAAUCCACCAGCGUGGUCUUCAACACUUCCAUUGUGGCCAACCUUGUUAAGUACAAGUUGCAUUAUGUUUCUCGUGUGUCCUGAAGAAGACUGACGUGGUUUACUACUGAAGAUGACAAGUGUGGACUCCGGCUGAUGAAAUCACAGCUGUGUGUGAGUGUGUGUUUAAAACUGGAACAUUUUUGCAAAAUGUUAGCCCUCUGUUUCUCUGCUCGUUUUCCUUUUGAAUGUAUAUAUACAGCUCGUCAUGGUUUAUGGGGACCACUCUUUACUAAUUUUGUGCUGUGUACUCUACACAGAUCAGAAUUUUAUCAUUUAGGUUGUUUCCUAGCUUACUUUUUUGUAUUUUGCUCUUUGAAUAAUAAAAAGUGCCCAACCUUACCAUGA
Podarcis muralis (Common wall lizard) is the source of this 5181-nucleotide messenger RNA. It is a transcript of the gene GFPT1, whose product is annotated as glutamine--fructose-6-phosphate transaminase 1. The record is from RefSeq and is a predicted model, not a curated record. Gene Ontology annotation, molecular function: L-glutamine:D-fructose-6-phosphate transaminase (isomerizing) activity; carbohydrate derivative binding. Gene Ontology annotation, biological process: protein N-linked glycosylation; fructose 6-phosphate metabolic process; carbohydrate derivative biosynthetic process. NCBI's taxonomy places the organism in Eukaryota, Metazoa, Chordata, Lepidosauria, Squamata, Lacertidae.